AUGGCCGGCGACGGUAAAGGCGAGGGGAGCGGCGCCAAGGAUGGCGUCGUGGUCCAGCGGGUGGUGCGUGAGGUGUCAGGCGGGACUAGCUACCCCGUUCUCACCAAAACGAACUACACCGAGUGGGCACUCCUCAUGAGGGUCAAGCUCAGGGCCCAGGCGCUCUGGGCCGCCGUCAACACAGGAGGCGUGGAUUCUCAGGAAGACAUGAUGGCGCUCGAUGCUCUGUGCAGCGCCGUGCCGCCGGAGAUGGUGUCCGCGAUCGCCGACAAAGAAACGACGAAGGAAGCCUGGGAUGCUAUCAAGACCAUGCGAGUUGGCGAUGACCGCGUGAAGAAGUCGAGCGCCCAACAGCUGCGCAGGCAGUUCGAGGUAGCGGCGUUCAAGGACGGUGAGUCCGUUGAAGAGUUCGCUCUGCAACUGAGCGGCAUGGUGGCCACUCUGGCGACUCUCGACGAGGUUGUGGAGGAGACCAAGGUAGUGGAGAAGCUGUUCUGCAGCGUGCCGCAGCGAUUUCGUCAGAUCGUCCUGGCAAUUGAGACGCUGCUUGACGCGUCCAAGCUCACGCUGGCGGAUGCGACAGGGAGGUUGAAGGCCGCCGAAGAUGCGUUCGAGCCGCCACUGUCAAUGGUGCAACACGAUGGCAAGUUGUAUUUGACAGAGGAGGAAUGGGAUGCGAGGAGAAAACGGCGCGAGGCCAAGAAUCGUGAUGGCAGCGGCGGCUCAAGCAAGAACUUCGCGCGUCGAGGAAGGGGGCGUUCGAAUGGGCAUGCACGAAUGGGCCAUGGCGGCGGAUUGUCGUCGGGCGGGCCGCCAGUGGCCUCGGACCAGUGCCGGAGGUGUGGAAAACAUGGGCAUUGGGCCCGGGAGUGCAGGUCGAAGCCGAAGAAGGAGCAGGCCCAUGUGGCCCACGAAGAGGAGGCUGCUUUACUGCUGCUGCGAGCGAGUGUCGGCAGAAUCCCCAUUUCGUCGCCGGUACAGGAUUCCCCCGCGAUCACACCGACGACCAGAGCGGCGAAAUGUGAGGUCGUGCAGGAGCGGGCGGUGUCGUGCCUAGCCCCGAACCUCGACAUCGGACCUGUGGAGGCGUCGGCGGGUUCCCCGCCCCAAAUCCGGGAGGAGAAGGUCUUCGUGCAGCUUGGGAGAGCGGAGGAGAACCGCGAUGCCAAGCGAUGGAUCCUCGACACUGGAGCGACGAACCACAUGACGGGGUCGCGAGCCGCCUUUGUCGAGAUGAACACCAAAGUCUGCGGAACGGUGCGGUUCGGCGACGAAUCCGUCGCGCGGAUCGAAGGAUGCGGGACCGUGAUGUUCGUCUGCAAGAACGGCGAGCACCGCUCCUUUGCCGGUGUCUACUACAUCCCCCAGCUCACGACGAACAUUGUGAGUGUGGGUCAACUCGACGAGGGAGGUUAUCAGGUGCUGAUUGAUGGCGGAGUGAUGACGAUUCGUGAACUGGGAGGACGCCUGCCAAGGUGA
Molecule: messenger RNA, 1479 nt
Organism: Phragmites australis (common reed)
Lineage: Eukaryota; Viridiplantae; Streptophyta; Magnoliopsida; Poales; Poaceae
Exons: 1
Coding region: 1-1479 (492 amino acids)
Molecular function (GO): zinc ion binding; nucleic acid binding
Source: RefSeq, a predicted model, not a curated record